Messenger RNA from Phytomonas sp. EM1, 1005 nucleotides. The record is from the annotation of a GenBank genome assembly. Lineage: Eukaryota; Euglenozoa; Kinetoplastea; Trypanosomatida; Trypanosomatidae.
AUGGUUAGUGAGCCAGGCGAGUUGCGUCCCAGUUUUAUGAAUAGAAAAACAUUGGAAUGCGAUAAGAAGCUCUCAGGUUCUGUCAACUCACUUUCAUGGGAGGAAAAUGUGCCCCUAAUGUGUUCAUCAUAUGCGUCUCCUUUAAACUGCAGCACCAGCAAGCCGGUUGAGACCCAAGCCCCGAAAAUUCUGCCAAUAGCCAGAAGUUACUAUAACGAUGCCACCAAAUGGAAUACGGUCAACUAUUCAAACCCAUGUGUGUGCCUACCUCACUGCUCCCUGUUUGAGAGUCAUUUGGGAACCCCACCACAAACGCGGCUCACCCUACGCCUAGAUGACGUAAAAAAGGAUAUGAUGGCUCCGAGCCGUCCCCUUACACUUGACGGGUCUCUUGAAUGCCCCCCUAUUUCAGAAACUUCGAGGAACACUCGUAAAGCUUUCGAACGCAUGUCAGUGGCUAUACAGGAGCACAGAAAUGCACCAACCAGGAUUUUGGGGAGUCUUGAAAAGGUAACCUUUUCGAAGCAUGGAGCCGCAAGGGAUUCUAUGGGUCAAUUACCACAUCAUUUGAACGUAUUGCCACUUCCACAUGAAUCUAUGACAAAUAACAACAUUGGAUGCACAACAGAGAGCAGCACACAGAUCAAGCCAUUAGGUCAGUCCACAAAGAUGCUUCAGAAACCUCGAGGACUAUCUUCAAUUCGUGAUAUCUAUACUGAGGAGGAUAUGCUUGAUUUUUUUGAUCUGAGAAGCUCAACUAAUUCAAUCUCCCUGAUGCCACCCAAUGACAGCUCCGUCAGUAUCCUCAAGAACAACUGCAGUGGCAAGUUGUUUAGCGAAAACCUUUCUGUGAUUAACACAGCUUUGGCUGUAUCCUUCAGACGUGAUGGGGCAAAGCGCCGCCCGGUCCAUUCGCGUGUAACAGUUUGCCCAACACAGAAAAAAAAGUUCUACAUGGACACAAUAAAUGCACCCAAUGUUGGGCAAGCAGAUAAAGGUCAAUGA